Messenger RNA from Phlebotomus papatasi, 6484 nucleotides. It is a transcript of the gene gukh, whose product is annotated as mucin-2. Bases 485 to 5404 code for a protein of 1639 amino acids. Gene Ontology annotation, cellular component: cytoskeleton. NCBI's taxonomy places the organism in Eukaryota, Metazoa, Arthropoda, Insecta, Diptera, Psychodidae. Gene Ontology annotation, molecular function: protein kinase A regulatory subunit binding. The record is from RefSeq and is a predicted model, not a curated record. The transcript is spliced from 7 exons. Gene Ontology annotation, biological process: actin cytoskeleton organization.
AGUCUCUCUUGUGCCGGCAUCGCGAACACGGCUCUUGAGGUCUCUUUCGGUGGUCGAGGUCUUUCCAUUUGGUUUAAACCUAAUUAGCCAAGCGGUGAGGUAAUCUUAAUGAAGUGGCUUAAUUCCAAAACCGUGAAUUAACAAAUUUUUCACCAUGGCUGUUGUGAAAGAAGUGUAAAUUGUGCAGAUUUUGUGGGUUUUCUUGAUGAUGUUGAGAGGAAGUUGUACCAUGUGUUUGUGUGUUGAAUAGGAUUGCUCAACGGCAAAAUCAACGAACUGAAAAUUAAAAUUUACCUUUCGUCAGUGUAAAAACACGAAGAAAUAAAAGGUGAAUAGUACACAUUGGUGUUUAUCAUUCAGUGUUGUCCCGGAGAUAGCAAUUUGCUGCAUUUUCUGGUACCAGGGACUUACGAAGGGAGAUCUAGGGGAAAACAGUGCAGUGGUAUAUGUGAAGUGGUUGGAGUGAACAAUAAAAUGCACCAAAAUGCCAUUCGUGCAACGUGUUGUGAGUCCAGUUUAUAUUGCACGCUCCACAAGAGCCACAGGGCGACCACAGUCACCCCCAAAAGUGAAUAGUGGCCCUAUUUGCACAGCAAUCCCAGAACCAGGAUGCAGCAGUGCUCUGGUGCAGACAAGCGACACUGGCGAUCAGAUUGCCAGUUCGCAGAAAGUGGUACCUGUGAGUGAUUAUGAGUUGGAGGCAGUGACAAAUGUGACACUGAGCAAUGCCCUCAAGCAAUUGGCAUCGCUGGUCCUCAUUGCUAAUGAUAUCUUCACGGAGCUCAAUAGCCAGCUCCAGGGAGUCAGUGAGCGUUCCCGGGGCAUCAAGCAGCGCAUUGACGUCUUGCAGCAACGUGUGGAGGAGUUUGACCCCAAGAUGGUCACAGUUCCUGAGGGUGACUUGGCCACAUUCGUGCACAUCAAGAAUCACUUCAAGUCAACUGAGACCUUCGCCACGGCCCUCUUCACACCAGCAACUCGCUCCCAGGCAGUUAGGAACCUGUACGAGGCGGCCGCAAAGACGCCCGUUUGUGUGAUGCGAGAAAUGGAUCGAUUGCUGGGCCAGGAUGGACGACGAACCUCCGUAGCAGAGAUUUUCAUGUGUACCCCUGUUCUUGGGCAAACGAGACGUCGUAUUAGGUGUAAUAUUGAUGUGGAGAUUGAAACAAGAAUGCCGGCUGCAAUUGACGACCUGAGGAAGUGGACAUCACUAGAGGCUAUUGGGGAUAUCACAGUGACGCCGGACUGUGUGCCACGUGUGGGAUUCACCGGACAGCUGAACACAACGGACGCCUCAGGCGCCCACCCGGCUGUCGUGGUGACUCCCUGCACCCCACCAUCUGGAGACGAGGACGAGCCAGACGACAUCACGGUCAUCAGCAGCUAUCGCAUCCACAACACUCAGCCCGCCUCGCCAGACGACAUGCCGCUUGACCACAGAUUGCCAUCGCCCGAGGAACAGUGCCAGAUUCUCGCUCAGAAAUUCCCAGCGGAAGUUGUGACGGUGGAUACUUCUGGGAAGCGUUUCGACCGAAUGUGCCACACACGAAAGUCCCUCCUGCAUGCCCAGAACAUUGGGUCAGCAUCAGAGAGCGGUGUCAGUUCGCCCCCGUCCGAUAGUAUUGACAAUCAGACGGUUAAACGACGUUCGAGACCGAAAAAACCACGUGGAAAGCGACGAAAUACUCUUGCAGGAACAGACCAGAAGGAGAUCCAAGAAGCUGCCAAUGGGGAACCCGAGAUUGUGGCGGCACCUGACGAUCUUGAGGACCUCCUAGCAGUGGUGCCAAGGAGUAAGUCCAGCGAUAUCCUCAAGCGUGAUCCAUUUGGUGUGGAACAGGGUCGUACCCUGUCAACGCACUUCAACUCCCUGAAACAAUGGGGCAUGAAUCGCCUGAGAAUGAUGAAUCGUAAUAGCAGUGAGGACAGGAGGGAUGUCCAGAGCGGUGCCAAAUCUUCUGACAUUGAUGAUUUCAAUGUCUACGAAAGCAUUGGCAGUCGCAAUCGCCGAAAGAUGGGCGAAAAGGAGCGUAAGCUUUCGCAUGAACGAAAGCCUUCGUAUUCCUCUUCUGAGAAGAGUAUCUCCAUUGCAUCUCCAGCCAGUAUUAACCCUGUGAAACUGCGGGAAUCUUCAUCUAUACGACGGCAGAGGAGGAUUGGACUGGCAACAAGGGAGGAACCAAAUUCAUCCAGUGGCAAUUGGAGUGCAAGUUCCGAAUCUGGAAGGACAUCAAUUGGAAGUGAAAUUACGGCCCAGCCAAAAUCUAGCGCUUCCAGCAACAGUCUCAAUCACAAUCAUCACCCAGGGAGUGGACCUCCUAGUUCCAUUAUCAGUCGGAGGAGAUUUCUCAACACUAGCGCUUCGAGCAGUGUCACUAGUGAAGGAACAGCUACUCCUGAUCUUCAAGGGCAUGAGAUGUUCUAUGACGAUGGAGAAACGAGUUCAGCCUAUUCCUGUGACACUGAGGGCUACUACACAUCCUUCCAUGUGGAUUCUGGGCUAAAGACCCUUAAAGAAGAGGAACCUGUAACUCCUUUGCAUACCUCCUCAGCUCUCUCUUCCACAAAUUCCUUCUCCAGUUCUGGAAAUCAAACCGUCCUAUCGGCAGAGAAUGAAUAUGAACUGUUUGGCAAAGGAUCCACUUCAACUACAACAAGUUCAGCUGGAACGGUAUGUACAACCCUAAAGGCAGCUGGAAGCGACAGGAGCUUAAUUGUAGGACCUACUGUUCCGGAACGCAAGAGUUCCCUCACAAAGCUAAAUAGAAGUAGCAGUACCAACAGUGGUGGUACUCUUGAGAGAAGCUACUCCAGUAGUACAGUUGGUAGUACCCUUGAACGAACAGGAACCAUCAAGAGAAAUGGAAUCCUGUUGCAGAAGGAAGUGGCUGCAGUAGUUCAUCAGAAAGCCACCAGGACAGAUUCUCCGGAUAGUGGAAAUAAUACUAGUUCAUCUCCAGUUGAAUCCAAUGCCAAUUCCAGUCCUACUCAGGGCGUGAGGAGUUAUUCGGAGUUUGAAUACUCAGAAUCGUCGGAUCUCGAGGGUGUGGACAGAAUUGAGAGGAUUAGGAGCAAAACAACAAUUAAUUCCAGUAGGAUUCCCUCCAUGUGCGUUAUUACGCCAACGAACAGCGACGAUGAGUACCAGACGGUUAUUGCUAAGAAAGAACAGAGGCAAAAGAUGGAAAUUCCAUUGCAGGAAACUGAUCUGGACUCCUUGGAAUUCAAUACAACCAGCGAGAAGGCUGAUAGUGAUCGAAUGCAGAUCAUUACAGUCAACCAAACUACGGGCUAUGCUACUGUUCAGACUGUUGAAACUCCAAAAGCCAUUGUUCCUGGAACGUCCACAAAACCCUCUGAGCUCAAGAAGGAAGUUCAGUAUGUUAAGAAGACAACUCUCCUCCCAUUGAAUUCAAUGCUGGGCAGACUAAAGGGAGUCUUACCAAAUUUGUCUAAGCUCAAGAGUCCCCAGAAAGACAUCCAAGAGAAUCAAAGUGCUCAAGAGGGUGCAACAUUGGAAUCUCCCACGGAACCCGAUACAGCCGGGGAAUAUGUGACCAUUGCGGACGUGAAGAAUAACAACAAAACCACGGGAGGAGUUUAUUACUCAAACGACGUUGUUAAGCGGAACCUGGCAACGGUCUUGUCGGGAAAUCUCGCCGAAGAGACGGAGUAUGUGUCUCUGAAUGAACUCCCGGCUAACAUGCGAUGCGAGAGCAAUCUGUUGUCCUCCAGCAUCGCCACGGAGAAGAAAAUCGAUACGGAAGCAAAGAAUGAAAGUAGGGGUGCGCGCGUCAUGCUGGAUGCGCAAGGGAAAGUUGUAUACAGUUCAGACAGUCUCAAACGACGAAAGGGAGCACACACAACUUUUGCCCCUGGACCGUGUGUCAAAGACACCAAUUCAGAGCAUCAGGAGAGCCCCACUGGCCUCCGGAAGCCCUCCAUUGUGCGCCCUGUUCCAGUGAUAAAUCCCGCCCGAAGGUACGCGAGUGAGAAUCAGGCCAACACGGCCAAUGAACCCUUGAAGGAGGAAGACGAAUCCACCCACGCGCCCCAGUUGCCAAGUGAGGAGGGAAAAUCCCAUCCAGCCCCAAUGCUCCCAAUUGGGUCACUGCAAUCCGGGGCCUAUGUGAACCUCCAAUGUGAUGAGGACACAUACCUGCCACCACCCCCACCGCUUCUCUCAAGUCCAGGCUAUCUACCUUCGUACCAUGACGACCCUCGGACCCACCUAGCCACCCUACCACGUGCUCCGGCCGCUUGUUCUCCGGUGGCACCGCCCGCCGCCGUCUACGAAAGCGUCGGAUCGACGUACUGGACGCUGCAGGCGCGAAAACCACCCGUCGAGGCGCUCUAUUCUACACCCAAUAAGCCCAAGAGGACACCACUCAAGACCACGCCACUCGGCUUCGAGACCUUCUUCUCACCUGUUAAGGAGACUCAGAGAGUUGCGGAGAGUCCUACCGAGUCUCCGAUAGAUCCAAGAAGUGGCGGGAGCAUGAGAACAUCGACUCCAUCGCGUGUGGAAUCUCCGAGAUCGCCCACUGUUAAGCCUAAUUUGGCGGAAGAACUGAGAACGAAGCUGAGGAUUCACGAGGGAGUCAGGUCUAAUGGGAAUAGCCCCUCGAGUUCUGGUAGGUCCACUCCUCGUGGGAUCUUGGAACCGCAACAGCCAAGAGGUCGGCACAGUUGGGCUUCGGAUGCCGUUGAGAUUCCUCAGACGUGUUCUGACCGCAUGGGUGCCCCUAAGACCAGCCUCAUGGACUUCAAGCGACUACUGCUGGCCAAGGCAGGAAAGAGCAGCGUGACCACGAAACCAUCUGCCGUUGAGCAGCUCCUGAAGAAACCAAAGGAACUGCCAAGUCCAGUCAAACCCACCGUACUCAAUACCAGUCUCAAGAUUCAGGAUCUCAGCGGAUCUCCCAAGACCUUUGCAAGUCGCAGGAUGAUCCGCCAAGGCAACUUUGGGGGUUCUCCAGCAAAACACAUGUCCCCCAGAUCAGCCAAUUGGCGCCUGAACAAUGCCAAGAAGCAUGAUGUGAUGUCCACGGCAAUCCCUGAAGCCAACAGCGAAGAGGACAAUUCUUCAAGCCCAGGGAAUUCAACAAGACGAAGCUCAGCAGGUUCCGCAGGAGAUCCAGUAGAUAUCAAGACAGAGACGAAGAAUGUGGUAGAGGAGAUUGUGAAGAUGAAAGACAACAUAUUCCUCAAAGCUGAAGAGAAUAACUUCAUGAAGCACGAAAUGCUGAAGACACCCGGCUAUGCUUCCAAUCGCAGUCAAAUGCUUCAGGCUCAGAGGGCUCAAUUCCUCAUGGGACUCAAUCCGGCUACUGGACCUAAAACCCAAAGUGGCUCCCCUGAACCAGCUGCCAAGGGAACUCCAUCACUGGAAACAGCGCUCUGAUCCGCUUAUCCAGCUUCCGCCAGACUCCCAUCAACUCCAUGAUCGCAAUAAAUCGUAGACUGUUUUAGGAUUUAUUAAUUUUUAAAUGGAAUUCACGAGAAUGACGCGCGAAAUCGAAUCCCAUAAUAUCGAAUUACUUUGUUGCUACUUUCCUAUGAUAGUUAUUCUAAAUGAGAAGAGCAUUUUAAUAUAUAUGACACCAAGUCCUAUGUAGAAUUUAUACAUAAAUUAACUUAUUUGUAAUUUAUGACGGAAUUUUUUAUAUAUCGAUCAUCACAUUCGGAUCAUCCAAACAUGGACAACAAACUGCCACAAUUUUUGAAAAAAAAACACACAGAGAUGUUGUCGAAAUAGAGACAACUGGCCUUAUUUUUGUAAUAAUUCUAACUUUACACACACUAUACACACAGUUCAGUAAUUGAGAAAAUUACAUUCAAAUAGAUCAAGAGAUUUACUUCUUUCUGGCUUGUGAAGGAGCUUUGUAUCAGUUUUCAGGCAAUAGACCUUAGAUCCAAGAUUCAAUUGACACAAUUGACAGCGUCAAAUGUGACAGUUUCUUUACCGACUGUUGCAUGGUUUCAUUUACUUGAAGAAAAGAUAAAAGACAAAUUUAACUUUAUAAAAUUGAGCCGUUACGACGCCAUAAUGUCUCAAAGCCAAAUCAGACACUAAAUUUCAGAAAGAUCAUGACUAACUGCUCUUGCAUUUUCCACUUUAUUGCUAAUCUUAAAAUCGAAUUUACUAGAUUUUUAAGUCAUGCAUUCAUAAACAUUUUAUCUUUCCAGUCAAUAUUGUGCCAAGUUCUAUUGCUAUUUACUAAAUAAAACUUAUGUCUAUUCGCCUGAAAACCAACAUUCUCGCAUGAAAGAUCAAUUGAAAAUUUUAGCUUAAAAAAUAGAGAAAAAAAAUAUCACAAUUUUAUCCAUGUUUUAUCAGAGUCUAGAAUUGUCAAGAAAAAAAUUUACUGUAGAAGCUUUUUUGUAAUUGUUUGUUUAUUAACAUUGUUGUAUGUCUUUCUUGCGUACGAUAGGAAGAAAAAAUUGUAAUUGUAUCUUCUGAAAAUAUACACUAUCAACGAUA